Messenger RNA from Cynoglossus semilaevis (tongue sole), 4635 nucleotides. Its product is annotated as inactive dipeptidyl peptidase 10-like. The coding region runs from base 660 to 3044 and encodes 794 amino acids. The transcript is spliced from 27 exons. Lineage: Eukaryota; Metazoa; Chordata; Actinopteri; Pleuronectiformes; Cynoglossidae. The record is from RefSeq and is a predicted model, not a curated record. Gene Ontology annotation, molecular function: potassium channel regulator activity; serine-type peptidase activity. Gene Ontology annotation, cellular component: voltage-gated potassium channel complex; plasma membrane. Gene Ontology annotation, biological process: proteolysis; regulation of potassium ion transmembrane transport.
AUUUUUUUAAUAUGACAAUGCAACAAAAUAUCUGCAAUAUAAAACUCAUACACAUACAUUUUAAUCCACCAAAAACAAUCACAGCCUCCAACGCUGACCUGAAUAACAGAAGGGUUACAAAUGCUAAACUUUUUUAAUCUGUUGCAAUUCAUUGCAAGGGAAUUUAAGAUUCCCUUUUUUCAGCUUCCCAUUAUAAAAAAUGAAGACAAACUAAAUAUUUCAGUAUCCUCGCAGUUUGCAAACAUCAACUUCUAAAAAAAAAUAAAAGUAACACCUUGCAUCAUACACUCAAGGCUGCGCUGCUGGAGAUCAAGCUUUAAUGCAUAACUCAAAGCAAAUACCCACACUACAUUUGCCUGGGGCGAAUUUGCAUUCUGUUGAAGUAACACCUUCAUAUGUGGGAGGUUUUGGCAAAUGUCCUGGAUUAUGAACUGUCUCUUAGCUGCAUAUGAAUCAGCACAUAACUGCAAGGAAGAAAGAGAAGGAAGGAGGGAGUGAGUUUUUUCCUACAAGAGACAAAUAUACAAGAGCGGCUGCAGAUUCAGUCGGAGUUGGUCAAGCAGGAGACUUUCACGUCUGAGCAGUGACAGCAAGAGCUGGGAGUUGGAUUUUUGACACCUCCGGAAUAAAGGAGCAUUCGGAGAAAGUGAGGAGCAAAAAUGAAUCAAACGGCGUCCGUGUCUCAUCAGAUCGAGUGUCAGCCAGUGAAAGACUCAAAGGAUUUUGUGGAUGUCAGCCCUCCACAGAGGAACUGGAAGGGCAUCGCCAUCUCGCUGCUGGUGAUCGUGGUGGUCUGCUCUCUCAUCACUAUGUCGGUUGUCGUCCUCACACCUGUGGAGGUCAAUGGCAGCAGCAAGUCCAGCCUGACUGUGGCAGAUCUGUGGAAGCCAGAGUUUAGAGUUCAUGACCCUGACGUCAUUUGGGUCAGUGACGUGGAGGUGGUGUACAGAAACCAACAGGGUCAUGUCAUCAAGUUCAACUUCAUGCUGAAUGAGACAGACGUCCUUCUGAGCAACAGCACAUUUCAAGCUUUUAAGGUGGUCAAGUACUCGCUGUCAGCCGAUCUGAAGUACGCACUCUUCGCUUACGAUGUCAAGCAGAUGUACAGAUAUUCAUAUACAGCGUCUUACAUUGUUUACAACAUCUACACGAGGGAAGUCUGGGAGCUGAACCCCCCGGAGGUUCAGAAUGCGGUCCUUCAGCACGCAGCAUGGGGAAGACAAGGACAGCAGCUGAUUUACAUCUUUGAGAACAAUAUCUACUACCAGUCCGAUGUGAGGAGCGUUUCCCUGAGAAUCACCUCCUCUGGGAUUGAUGGAGUCAUCUUCAACGGCCUGACUGACUGGCUCUACGAAGAGGAGGUUCUGCAGUCACACUUGGCUCACUGGUGGUCGCCGGACGGAGAGCGAUUGGCUUUCCUCACUAUCAACGACACUCAGGUGCCCAGCAUGGCUCUGCCACAGUUCACUGGCAGCACCUACCCUCGAGGACUUCACUACCCAUAUCCUAUGGCCGGUCAGAAGAACCCCGUGGUCAAGUUGUCGGUGGUCAACCUGAUUGGAGCUACACACACUCAGGAGCUGCAGCCUCCUGAUCAGUUCAGAAACAGAGAUUUCUAUGUGACCAUGGUAAAAUGGAUCAGUAAUACUCACCUGGCAGUGCGUUGGGUCAACAGACUCCAAAACGUUUCACUACUGACAGUCUGUGACUCCACCUUAGGAGUCUGUCCUCAAAAACACGAGGAGUCCUCAGAGACUUGGCUUUCCAGACAGAGUCAGGAGCCGCUGUUCUCUAAAGACGGGAGCAGGUUUUUCCUCGCUCUGCCUGUGAAACAAGGAGGUCAGGGAGACUUCAACCACAUCACCAUGUUCACCAAGAAGUCACGGAGCAACCAGAACGAAGUGCGUCACCUCACGUCAGGAAACUGGGAAGUGACAAGAAUUUUAGCUUACGACGAGGACAACCAGAUUGUUUACUUUCUGAGCACAGAGGAAUCUGCACAACAGAGACAUUUAUUCAGUGUGUCUACUCUCGGCCUGUUUCCGCGGAGGUGUCUCACUUGUGGACUGAGAGAGGAUUGUACCUUCUUUGAUGCGGACGUCCAUCCCGAUGCGCAGCAUGCCAUACUGCGCUGUAAAGGUCCUGGAGUUCCAGCUGUGCUGCUCUUAAGUCUUGAUGAUGUGGAAUCAUAUUUCAUUUUGGACGAAAACCUGCCUCUGCUGGCAGCGCUGCAGACCAAGAGGAGGACUCACAGUGAAAUCAGGACGAUCACUAAUGACAACAAUGAGCUUCCUUUGAAGCUCAUCCUUCCUCCCGACUUCUCUGAGUCCUUCCUCUACGGCCUUCUCCUUAUUGUUGACAGUUCACCAGGAGACCAGACGGUGACGGAGGAGUUCUUUUUGGACUGGGACUCAGUGCUUGUCGGAGCUGAUCAGGUCAUCGUGGCGAGGGUUGACGGCAGAGGGUCAGGAUUAAGAGGACAAAGGGUAUUAGAGCAGAUCCAUCAGAGGCUCGGCACGGUCGACACAGACGACCAAAUAGCAGCUCUUGAAUACCUGUUGAAGCUGCCAUUUAUCGAUCACACUCGCGUUGGCGUCUAUGGAAAGGACUAUGGUGGCUUCCUGACACUGAUGAUGCUGAAGUCAACAGAGCGGCUGAUCAGGUGCGCCGCCGCUCAGACCCCUAUCGUUGACUGGUCCAUGUACGCGUCAGCCUUUUCAGAGAGAUACCUGGGCUUUCCUUCAGCAGAGAAUAACAGAUACCAGGCAUCGAGAGUCCUGACCAACUUGAAGGGUCUUCAGGGAGGAACCCUGUUUCUGACUCAUGGCACAGCAGAUGCUAACGUCCACUUCCAACAUUCAGCAGAGCUCAUCAAACAUCUGAUAAAGAUUGGAGCCAACUACACGAUGCAGAUUUAUCCAGACGAGGGACACUUUUUGUCGGAACGAAGCCGCAUUCAGCUCACUCACUCCCUGGUUGGAUAUUUUAGAGGAUGUUUGCUUCACGCAGCAUCUCUACUUGACCAGCAAGGGGAUGAAGACUGAGAGGGUCCCUGGUGAACAGUUUAACAACUGUGUGUGUGUUUAUAAGCUUUUGUGUAUGGGAGUGAGUGUGUGUGUGUGUUUUAUACCUGUAGCACAAAGUCUCUUUGGUUGAAAAAAUCUUUCCAUUUGCUCAUUACUGCAAGGAGUUAGUAUUGUGCUGCAGAUUUCACUGGUAGGGGGCGCUAUAGUGAACACAUAUACAAGUAUAUCUAUAUCUAUCUAUCUAUGUAUAUAUAUUCAGAUAGAUAGAUAGAUCUAUCUAUCUAGACCAUCUAUAUAUAAAUAUAUAUCCAGAGGGUCCUUGGUUUACGGCGUCCUCGACCGAUGGUGUUUUGUGAUUACGUUGCCAUCUCCCAUUCAUUUAUUCGGAGCGUCAUUACAGGUUGAAAAUGUUGCCCUUCAUUAUGAGUCCCAGGCGUAAGUCAGAGUCUUCUGAUGUUUUAUGUAAUAGAUGAUGAUGUCACCACUGUGUUAGUGUAGGUGAGUGACAUAGACACUUAUGUUCAGUAUGUGAGUUCUGACUUGAGUUACGUCACAUCGUAGGACAGGAACUCGGACGCAAGUCAAGGACCACCUUUAUAUACAGUAUAUAUAUUUAUAUACUGUAUAUUUAAUGUUUCAGCUCUUUCUGAUUGUUUUUGAAUUUCGUUUGGUCUCAGUUUAUUUUUGGACAUGACCGUCUCCUGUGUGGCCAGAGUUUCAGCAGCUGGCUCUUAUUGAUUGGCUGAAAAUUUCUCACUGAAAUUGUUUCUUUUCAAGAAGUAGCAGCUGGUUUUAGUUUUCUUUUACUUUCUCUACCCAUUGUCUGAACAAAGGAUCGCUGUCCGUCUGAGACGGCUGGGGAGAAAAUUCAGAACACAGAAAAAAAAAGAAGAAUUAAACCCCAACAUACAGUGGUGUCAUGUAGUGCCUCUAUGGAAUACACACAUAAUCGAUCUGCUGUAGAUAAUACUAGAGUAUAGUUCUCGGGAUAAAAGUACUCUUAUCGAUACAAUCUUCAAUACUCUGUGAAAGAGAGAGAUCAUUUGAACCCUUCCUCCCACAGUGAGGUAAUCUAAAUGUCAAAAUGCUUUAUCAGGGUGAAACAGAUGUUUAAGUACAAGCUACAGGAGAGCAUUAAGGUGUGUGGUGGAUCUGGACAGCCUUAUGAAUCCGUAUGUGCAGACCUGUCUGACUUAUAUCAAAUAUCAUUAUGUCAUCACAUUGAUAAUAAUUUCUAUAAUCCUGUUUUUAAACCUUUAUAGAUCGAUAUUUAUGACAAUAUUGACCAGAACGCUGGUUGAUUUAUUUCAUACCAGUCAAACUUGAUGUGGACAGCGACAGUCAGACAAAUGCACAUAAAUGUUAAAAACGCUAUUUGUAUUAAUAUUAAAUAUGAAUUGGACACUCAGCUCAGCAGUAGAAACGGUUGUGUUUCUGACUUUGGCUUGUGUGUGUGUGUGUGUAUGUAUCUUCUCACAAAUUCUGGUGAUUAUUGUUCUUGUUAUCGUACACCUUAAAGAGUUGAUGGUCUGAUGAAACCAUCAGAUUUGUAGGUUUGAACAACUUUUUAUUUUUUAUUGAAUCUUUUACUUCGGCUCUGUUUAGAUUC